Molecule: messenger RNA, 3855 nt
Organism: Microtus ochrogaster (prairie vole)
Lineage: Eukaryota; Metazoa; Chordata; Mammalia; Rodentia; Cricetidae
Gene: Vax1
Product: ventral anterior homeobox 1
Biological process (GO): regulation of transcription by RNA polymerase II; neuron differentiation; brain development
Cellular component (GO): nucleus
Molecular function (GO): RNA polymerase II cis-regulatory region sequence-specific DNA binding; DNA-binding transcription factor activity, RNA polymerase II-specific
Source: RefSeq, a predicted model, not a curated record
CCCCCCUUCCUGCUGGACUCUGAGUACAAAGCUGCCCUUUGAAUGGGCUGCCUCAGGGCUGCUGGAGGUGCAGGCAUGAAAAAAAAAAUUCAACUGAGGCUCCAGGAAGAGGGGCGGCAGUUUAAGAUGGCUGUCAGCAUCGAGGUGUGUUAAGGAGUCGCUUGGGGAGAAAGCUUGGCUUUUUUGGAGUGUGUGUGUGUGGGAGACUUUAGGGGGAAACUUUUCUCCUCCCCCUUCCCUCCCCACCCAGAGGCAAUUGCUUUCUUCAGCGACAAGAACUGAGGGGUACCCUCCCCCCCAUUCAGCUCUAUAUGGAGAGCCUGGAGGAAACCCCCUUUAGCCAGUAUGUGAGCAGGAAGGUCAAAGGCAAAGAGAAAGUUAAUAAUGCCUGCUAAUGGUGCUAACAAUUCAGGAUGAAUCUUGUCAAAAGUUUUUCUGGAAGUGUGGGUCUUUGAUUGUGUUUCCCGAAAGCAAGACCAAUCAUUUCCGUUUAUUCACUGGCUAAACCCCUACUUGAUUGGGGACAAGGACAGAAACCAUCCAUUACGAUCUGAUAUAUUAUCCAAACAAUUUAGUGUAUUCAUGAGGUAACUGAAACGUGGGGGUUGCGAAAUUACCCGUAAUCAAUUGCAACAGCGAGUGUGCGUCCCCCGGGUGUCGGACAACCACAACUCGGCCGUCUCAGUAACAGGCGGAGCCGCCGCGUUUUGGAGUUGCGCUGUUCGCUACCUGAUCGCCAGCCUGGGGGACACUGGACGUGCUCAGAGGACGCGGACGCUGACGAGGCGACCUCGCCACUGCUCCACCGGGAUCCUGGACCAGACUAGCCUCCUCUCUGCGAGCGCGCCACUCUCCUGUCGCCGCUGACCCUCCGCGGCCGCCGAAGCCGCCCCGCGGGGACAUUCAUUCUCGCGGGCGAAGGAGCUUAGGGGCUGCGUUGUAGGGGUUUUGUCCCCUUCUGCCUCUUUUUUUCCCUCCCCUUCCCCCCCUUUUCUUCUUUUCUGUGUUGUUUUGCCUAUGUUCGGGAAACCAGACAAAAUGGACGUCCGGUGCCACUCGGACACGGAGGCCGCCAGGGUCUCGAAGACCGCGCACAAGGAGAGCCGGGAGAUCAAGGGCGCCGAGGGGAGCCUUCCGGCCGCCUUCCUCAAGGAGCCGCAGGGCGCCUUUUCGGCGUCUGGCGCUUCGGAAGAUUGUAACAAAAGUAAAUCCAAUUCCUCCGCAGACCCGGAUUACUGUCGCCGGAUCCUAGUCCGAGAUGCCAAGGGGUCUAUCCGAGAAAUCAUCCUGCCCAAGGGCUUGGACCUGGACCGGCCCAAGAGGACACGCACGUCCUUCACGGCGGAGCAGCUCUACCGGCUGGAGAUGGAGUUCCAGCGUUGCCAAUAUGUGGUGGGCCGGGAGAGAACCGAGCUGGCUCGGCAGCUCAAUCUUUCCGAGACCCAGGUGAAGGUCUGGUUCCAGAAUCGGCGAACCAAGCAAAAGAAGGACCAGGGCAAGGACUCCGAGCUGCGCUCCGUGGUGUCAGAGACCGCUGCCACGUGCAGUGUGCUGCGGCUGUUGGAACAGGGUCGCCUGCUGUCGCCGCCCGGCUUGCCUGCCCUGCUGCCGCCCUGUGCCACCAGCGCUCUCGGCUCGGCUUUGCGCGGGCCCAGCCUCCCAGCUCUGAGUGCUGGAGCUGCGGCGGGCUCGGCCGCCGCCGCCUCUGCUGCCCCAGGCCCCGCAGGCGCUGCGUCUCAGCACCCGCCAGCCGUGGGCGGCGCUCCCGGCCCAGGGCCUGCAGGGCCGGGGGGACUACAUGCGGGAGCACCCGCUGCCAGCCACGGUCUCUUCAGCCUGCCGGUGCCGUCGCUUCUAGGCUCUGUUGCCAGCCGCCUGUCCUCCGCCCCGUUGACGAUGGCUGGUUCGCUAGCUGGGAAUUUGCAAGAACUUUCGGCCCGGUACCUGAGCUCCUCGGCCUUCGAGCCUUACUCCCGGACCAACAAUAAAGAAGGGGCCGAGAAAAAAGCGCUGGACUGAUGUUAAGUGUUACCCUGUAUUUAUAUUUAUAACAUCUAUUGUGGUGGUAUUUAUGGACUCACGCGCGCAUUAGGCGCCCAGUGCUCCUGCGCUGGCCUUCCUGGCCCCCACUAGGCCUUUGACUGCUCACCCGGCUCCCCCUCCCCACAGGCUACUGAUUUCAUCCCAACUGAGCUGUUUUUGUUCUUUCUACUUUUCCUUCCUCCCUCCAACCCCAGCUUCCUUCUGAAACCAGGAAUGAUCCAAAGAAUUGGGGAGAAAUACCCGAAUUAGCAACCUGGUUUCCCCAGUCUUGCCAGCCAGGGAAGGAACAGACUGAGCCUAAGUCAGCGCCCCCCCCCCCCUCCCGCCCCUGCUCUGGAUAAGGGACGCUGCGCACUGCUCCUAUGAGUUUUUGCAAGAUGAAGUGUAUGUUCGCAGGCCAUCAGGGACUGAGAAAGCUUCUUGGUUUCUUUAGAUCCCCCCCCCCCCAAAGGGCCUAUCCCCUCUUGUCAGAGAAACCAAGGCUUUUGGGAGGUCCUGGCCCGGGUUUUUAGACCUCAGGAUAAUUGGUGCAAACUCUUGUCCUAAGAGUUGAUGAGUUUUUUCCCUUUAAGGAAGCUCUAAUCGCUAUCUCCUCGACCCCGAGAAACGAUAAAUCAAAUGUCUUGCUAGGCAAAGGAGGUAAUAAAUUUGAUAUAACAGCAAUAAAACAAGGGUAAUUGUUACAUAACACCAGAUGAAGUGUUACCUAUUUUUAAACACUCAUAAAUAGUUGAGUUUGCAAAGUAUAAGAAAUUCGGGCUAGAGACCGCACCACGGGGCAGUGCAAAAUUAAAAUCCAGAGUGCUGUGACUUUAGCUAGGAACUUAAAAAGGAAAGGCCAGUGAUGCCUGGAAGAUUCAAAGCAAGAUUCGGGAUCUUAUUUUCCGGGGGGCGGGGCUGUUUAGAGCCCUGACCCAUAGCUUCCUGUUCCUCCCAUGAGAGCACGGUGCCUGGUGGCAGUCCACCAGAAACGAAAUUACAGAAGAAGGGCUGGGGUUGGAAGUAAAUCAACACCCCAACACCUGCUGCUUCGGCUUCUGAACUCUAUCUACAAAUGCUUUUCAUGAUGCAGGAAGCUCCCGGAUUUCCUAGCCCUUGCCUUCCGAAGGACAGGUUGGGGUGUCGGCGGUGUGGCCUCCACCAGUUCUAGUCCCUGGCUGCCAGUGGUUCCCUGCAUGGCACACCAGACACCUCUUCCUCCUCAACCCCAGGGUGUCAGUCAUUCAGAGUGAGAACUCUUACUACCACCACGUGGGCGCAGCCUCAGCCCUAACCACAACCCCAGCCCCCAGAGCCACCUCCACUGCAUUUUAACCAAAACCACAGACUCAGAGCGCGAGGUGCCUCAGUAUCGAGAAUGUAUUCACCCAUCUGAAAAAAAGCGCAAAACGUUAAAGGAAAAUUAGUAACUUUAUUGUAAAUUAUUUACAUGCGAAGGUUUUUCCCGUUUCUUUUCUUGUUUCACUUUUUUUUUUCCUUUUGGUUCCUUUCUCUUUUUCUCUCUUUCGCUCUUAGGUAAAUAGUGAAGAAAAUAACGAACGAUUCAAACGCGGGUAGGUGUCACUGAAUCCUGGCUACUAACUGUGUUCUGGAUGUCUUGGCUCUUUGGAUGUUUUUGUAUUUAUGUGGUGAGAGUGAAAAAUAUAUAUCUAUGAUGAUUAAGUGUAUUUUUGUCCUAUAUUUGAAAGAUAAAAAAACCACACACACAUACAAGCACGCACGCACGCACACACGCACAGAAAAAGAGAAGGUCCAGCAAAUGAUGAGUCUCAGGGUUAGGAUGCGAGUCCCAUCCCGGAAGAGCAGGGAGGA